Lethenteron reissneri (Far Eastern brook lamprey) is the source of this 1953-nucleotide messenger RNA. It is a transcript of the gene SMNDC1, whose product is annotated as survival motor neuron domain containing 1. Gene Ontology annotation, molecular function: RNA binding. The record is from RefSeq and is a predicted model, not a curated record. Gene Ontology annotation, biological process: regulation of alternative mRNA splicing, via spliceosome; mRNA processing. Gene Ontology annotation, cellular component: nucleus; cytoplasm; precatalytic spliceosome. Lineage: Eukaryota; Metazoa; Chordata; Hyperoartia; Petromyzontiformes; Petromyzontidae.
CACGAGCCGGGCAACGUCAUCGGCGUAGCCGACAUGACGUCAUGUGUGACGUCAUGUCCCGUUACCAGGCCCCGCACGUGACGUCACCCGCAGGCCGCCAAGUCUCGCCUCUCCCGGAGUCUCUCCGCGCUCACGAUGGCCGAGGACCUGCCGACUCAGUUGAGCAACUACAAGGUGCAGCUUCAGCAGGUGGAGGCAGCACUCACUGCCGACCCCAACAAUCAGGACCUGCUCAAGCUCAAGAAGGAUCUGCAGGAGGUGAUCGACCUCACGCAGGACCUGCUGACGACACAGACGAGUGAGAGCUCCGCCAGCGCUGCCGAGCGCGAGCCGGGCCGCAGCCAGGCGCCAUCCUGGGCCGUGGGAGACCACUGCCUUGCCACGUGGAACGAGGACGGACAGUGGUACGAGGCGGAGAUCGAGGAGGUGAAUGUGGAUGGCGGCACGGUGGCCGUGACGUUUGCGGGCUACGGCAACACGGAGGUGGUGCCCAUGCACUCGCUGAAACCGGUGGAGCAGGAGCGCCAGCUGAGCCACGAGCUCGACACGGGAAAUAAGCCCAAGUCAAAAAAGGAGCUGCUGGCUCAACAGAGAGAGUACAAGAAGAAGAAAGCCCUCAAAAAAGCGCAAAGGAUGAAGGACAUGGAGACAGAGAGGGAAUCGCAGAAGAGCAAAUGGCAAGACUUCAACAACAAAGCCUACUGCAAAACAAAGAAAGGCCACGUGAAGAAGAGCAUAUUCGCUUCCCCGGAGAGCGUGAACGGCCGUGUGGGUGUGGGCACCUGUGGAAUCGCCGACAAGCCCAUGACGCAGUUCCAGGACGCGGCCAAGUACAACGUGCGGCAUUACAUGCCCCAGUGAGCCGCCGCCGCCGAGCUCCCUGCUGUCAUAGCGGUAGCGGCAGCAGCGGCGGCAGCGGCGGUGGCAGCAGUGGCGGCAGCGCCCCCCCCCCCCAUGGCUUGUGCUCGCUCUUUCGGGCAGAGCGCUCCACAAAGAACUGUCCAGCAGGGUGGGGCACUGUUUUUUUUUAUAAACAUCUACGUUAUUGUAUGUAACUGUAAAAAGCCCGGGGGAUGUGUUGAGUGUUGGAUGCGGUGGCCUACUAUAAUCGUUAUUGAUGUAAUUUUUUUCAGUGUUGUGGAAUCCCAAACUGAAGCUCUAACACCUUCGGUACCAAUUUCUAACGAAGGUGGCAGCUAUUUGUUACACUGCUUGUUCGUGUAAUGUCACAACCGGUUCUGAUAACAUUGAUGCGUGGCUCUGGGGCGAUCACUCCGCAUUUAAGCCACUUGCUGUGUGAAACGUACAAGCAGCAGAAUUUCUGUAAUAUAUCCAUUUUAUACAUUGUUCACUCUUAAACAGUACAACCUCAAAUUGUCAUGCUUAUUAUAGGCAUUAUUUUCUUUAUUGUAGAAACAUUAUUUUUUGUUAGUAUUAAUAGAUCCUAAGCGUUUUUUUUUGACAGUGUUCUUUGCAAAACAUUGUCGCAUGGUUGUUAAAACACCGGUAACGGAGGAAGCACGGUGUUCAUCAUGUCUGCUGCACAAGGAGCCACCUGCCUCCAGUCCAAUUGACAAACUCGAGAAUUAAUUUUUAUGCCUCAGCCUCGAAGGAACAUCAUGUGGUGGAAGACAGCUGUCAUGGUUGGGGUAAUAAACAUUGCCAGGAUGUCCGUCGUGAAGUCUACUUAUGAAUUGUUGAUUUUUGGCUGCCUUCGAACUGGAUAGGUGGCACGGUGUCAGCGCUACCAUGCAGCGCACGGCUGGAUUUACAGCUCUUUCAUGUGUGCAGUUUUUACAAUCUCCAAAGUCAAAGGCGCAUGCGUGCUGCCUCCAGACAUUGACUGUUUGUUAAAUACUUAUAUUUAAUUCAUACAUUGUGAGAAUUGUCAUGAAGCCACCCGUUACCGUUGAUUAAAAAAAGUGGUCCAUGUUCUUACGUGGAUUGAUCCUA